AUGUCCCAAAAGCUUACCCGCUUCGUCCACAAUGGCGCUGGUCUGGAGAAGACUCUGCGCCUGAUCCAGUCCGCAGCCCAGAUCGCCGCAGUUUUCACUGUCGGCAGCACGGCCGUGAGAUUGACGACUGCAAAGUUGCAAUUGGCUCUCACUCGACGAUUCUUCCGCUUCUUUGGCUUUCUCCAAUCUUUCGAGCGGGUAUCUACACUCCUCACAAGCGGGGGAAUGGGAUCCAUCGCUGGGUGGAUCGACCUUGCCAAGUGGACAUGCUUCAGUUUAUAUUUUGUACUGGAGGAUUUGACGAUCUUACAUGCCAUGGGUGUUUAUGAGGUUCCGUGGGAGGAGCGGGUCAUGCGUGAGGCCAACACCUUCUGGUUCUACGCGCUUUCUCUCUCGCUGGUGGGCUCGGUUUAUGAACUAUUGUUCUCUGGGGCUGCCAAUAAGAGUACUCAGUCGAAGCCAAAAAAUGACGAGAAGAGUGAAAACUCCGAAAAACUCGCUCUUUCUAGUGGGAAAAAGUCAGUGCUGUUGAAACAGAUGGUGGUGGAUGGGUGUGAUCUGCUGCUGCCCGCGGUAUUGUUGGAUUGGAUUCAUCCCGGGGAUAUUGUCGUGGGCGGAACAAUGGUUCUGAGUACUUUAUUGACCGGGUCGAGUAUUUGGGCUCAGGUGUGA
This is a messenger RNA of Penicillium verhagenii, 672 nucleotides long. Its product is annotated as PEX11 domain protein. Bases 1 to 672 code for a protein of 223 amino acids. Gene Ontology annotation, biological process: peroxisome fission; regulation of peroxisome size. NCBI's taxonomy places the organism in Eukaryota, Fungi, Ascomycota, Eurotiomycetes, Eurotiales, Aspergillaceae. The transcript is spliced from 3 exons. The record is from RefSeq and is a predicted model, not a curated record. Gene Ontology annotation, cellular component: peroxisomal membrane.